Molecule: messenger RNA, 1355 nt
Organism: Asterias rubens (European starfish)
Lineage: Eukaryota; Metazoa; Echinodermata; Asteroidea; Forcipulatida; Asteriidae
Product: alpha- and gamma-adaptin-binding protein p34-like
Exons: 8
Coding region: 7-1101 (364 amino acids)
Source: RefSeq, a predicted model, not a curated record
UUAAAGAUGGCGGCGCCCUGUGCUCUGGUAGCAAGUUGCUGUUCGUUGGAUCCUGCUGUCAUUAUUUCACAAAUACUUGGACAAGAUGAACUCCCCCCAGAGCAGCAAGUCACAGACGGCAUCGUUGGAUACCCCUGGUCCAUAGAGAAUAAAUACUACACAGCAAAUGUACAGCUAUGCAGUACACCAGCAAAGACUAUAGGAGACGCUGAGUUUGCUGAGAGACUCGAAGCAGUCAUAAUUGUAUUUGACGACAAGGCGAGCAGUUUCGGGGCAGUUAAACAAUGGAUGCCCUUCAUCAACCAGCUCUCUCCUUCUUCUAGGAUUCUUGCUUGCCAGCAGUUCACAGCAAGUGCAGAGGUUUCUCGACACGAAGCUCAGCUUUGGUGCUUAGACAACUCGUUUGAGUUGGUAGAGCUGGAGCAAGCUGAAGAAGAUGCUGACGAAGAUGAAGAUGAAUAUGACAUUACUGGAAUGAAACGAAUCAUCUCGUCCCUUCAUGCUCACACGUGGUCCAACUUGGAGUUGAAAGAAAGCAGAGGAAUCUUCAGUAUGUUACAGUCUGAAAUGCUGGCAGGGAAUAGACGAGUUUCCGAUGACAAUUUAUCACUAAACUCUUUACCCGACGCUGACGUCCAACCGGGGGACUCCGCCAACACACACUUCAGAAUAAAUACAGAGACAUCUUCAGGCGAAGAAAACAUCGCACAGACUGUGACGUCAUCAUCUCAAAAUGGACUUGACGCUGUUGCUGCUAGUGGUGUCACGAGUGAGACGGGUGUGAAUAAAUUAACAGCUGCUGGGGAGUCUAUUUCAGCUGCGGAGAAUGCAGCGGAAAAGGAAAGAGGGACGACAUCAACACAUGGAAGAAUAGAUAGUCUACUGAACGAUGAUACGCAACUCUUCAGAGAGAUUGGCAGCGAAGACCCAGGGGGUGAAUCCUUUGAGGAAUUAUUCUCAAAAAUGGCGGCCAUGAAAGAGAGAGCGUCAGCCAUGACUGGGGAUGACAGGAAGAAGUAUGCGGAGCAGGUUGCGGUGGCAUUCUGGAGGGCUCUAGGAGGGGACGAGGAGGAGGUGGAUGGAUUAGCAGCUUCAAAAUAAAAGGUGCAAUGAUUAGCAAAAAAUAGCAAUGAUUAGCAAAAAUUAUUAGAAUUUUUUUUUGAGAAAUGACUAGCAAUGAUUUUGAAAAAAGAUCAGCAAUGGAAUUGGAAACAUUAUUAUCCUGGAAAAUGAUCAGCAGUGACUGAAAAAAAAAAAAGAUUAGCAAUGUUUUUUAAAAAUUCUUUUCAGUUUGACAGCUUGCUUUUAUUUUUAAACAUAGUAGAAAAUAUGUUGAAUAAUACUAGUUAUGACAC